GCCAAGUCCUGAUGUUUCGAAAAAGCAGCAAGAUGAAGAAAUUGAAAGGCUCAAAAGAGAUAUCGAAGAGCAAAAGCGUCGAGCAGGGCUUCAAACGAAGCAGGAUUCUGCAAAGAAGUCUGAGAGCGAGCCUACAGAAAGUGAUUCCAAAGAAAGUGUUCCGAAGGCUAGUGAAUCUAUUUCAGGAGCUGGUCUGCCAGAAGGAGAUUCCGGCAAAGCCGAGCCGUCUUCUUCUUCCAAAGGCAAAGGCGAUGAUAACGAUGCAAUGGAUAUCGAUGCUGGAGAAUCAGAAGACGAACCAGCGGAAGCUGCUGGAAGCCAGAAGAGUGCAGCUGAAGGGAAACCUCCCAACGAUAUGGCUGGUGUAGGUCGUGGAGGAAUCGUCGUCCCUGGCAUGCGAGGUCCACCUUUUCCUAUUCCGCCAGGUCUUAUGCCGCCUCCACCGCCUGGAAUGUUUUUACGCGGCGGUUUUCCGCCUCGAGGUAUGCCUCCAGUACCGGGACGAGGUGGUGGUUUCAUGACUCCUCCACCGAACAGGAAUAACAAUGGAUCCGCGGCUCAAGGCGGUUUCUUUUCAGCGCCGCCAGCACGCGGUGUUCGAG
Messenger RNA from Cooperia oncophora, 602 nucleotides. The record is from the annotation of a GenBank genome assembly. NCBI's taxonomy places the organism in Eukaryota, Metazoa, Nematoda, Chromadorea, Rhabditida, Trichostrongylidae.